Molecule: messenger RNA, 1701 nt
Organism: Tribolium madens (black flour beetle)
Lineage: Eukaryota; Metazoa; Arthropoda; Insecta; Coleoptera; Tenebrionidae
Product: glutamate dehydrogenase, mitochondrial-like
Exons: 1
Coding region: 28-1671 (547 amino acids)
Biological process (GO): L-glutamate catabolic process
Cellular component (GO): mitochondrion
Molecular function (GO): L-glutamate dehydrogenase (NAD+) activity
Source: RefSeq, a predicted model, not a curated record
CAUUCCUAGAAAGCCAAACUUUUUACGAUGUUUUUAUUGAAGACUAUUUCAAGAAAACUACCUUUAAACCUGUGGAAAUUCCCUUACUUACCUUUCUACUACCCUCAAAAUCGAAACUAUGCCGACCAUAAAAUCCCAGACCGCCUCAAAAACAUGGAAGAUGAAAGAGACCCUCAGUUUUUUGACAUGGUCGAAUAUUUUUUCCACAAGGCUUGCAUUUUGAUUGAGGAUCGAUUAAUCGAAGAGUUGGGGGAGAUAAAAGGGACCAAGAUGUCUAUCGAGAGUCGUAAGGCUCGAGUAAAGGGUAUUCUAUCUUUGAUGGAACAAUGCGACUAUAUUCUGGAUUUUUGUUUUCCUAUUAAGAGAGAUAAUGGAACAUAUGAGACAAUCCAAGCUUAUCGGGCCCAACACAGCUCCCAUAGAAUGCCCAUGAAGGGUGGUAUUCGCUAUUCACUCGACGUUAACAUGGAUGAAGUCCAGGCUUUGUCUGCUUUGAUGACCUUUAAGUGUGCUUGCGUUGAUGUACCUUUCGGUGGAGCUAAAGCUGGGAUUAAAAUCAACGCGAAGAAAUAUUCCGAGAAUGAAUUGGAGAAAAUCACUCGUAGGUUUGCGUUAGAAUUGGCCAAGAAAGGGUUUUUGGGGCCAAGUGUUGACGUCCCAGCCCCAGAUAUGGCAACAGGGGAGAGGGAAAUGGCCUGGAUUGCGGAUACCUACUCCAAGGCUAUGGGUUACAGGGAUAUCAACAGCAAGGGAUGCGUCACCGGAAAACCCAUCAAUCAGGGAGGAAUUCAUGGUCGGGUUUCUGCAACCGGGAGAGGACUUUUCAACGGCCUUGACCUCUUCAUCAAUGACCCGCAUUACAUGAGUUUGUGUGGUCUUACUCCAGGGUGGCAAGGCAAGACUUUUAUUGUGCAAGGAUUUGGCAACGUUGGCUUGCAUGCUACUAGAUAUCUACACAGGGCGGGGGCUAAAUGUAUUGGUGUCAUUGAAUUUGACGGUGCCCUCCAUAACCUCGAAGGAAUUAACCCCAAAGACUUGGAGGAAUAUAAAUUAACCCAUGGAACGAUAGUUGGGUAUCCCGGUGCUAAAGCUUUCAAUAAGGACGCUCUCAUGUACGAACCUUGCGAUAUUUUGGUACCCGCAGCUGCGGAAAAAGCAAUUCGCAAAGACAACGCGGAUAAAAUCAAAGCUAAGGUUAUCGCUGAGGGGGCGAACGGGCCAACAACCCCUGCCGCUGAUAAAAUUCUCGUUAAGAAGAAUAUUUUAGUUCUUCCAGAUUUGUACGUGAAUGCUGGGGGUGUAACAGUGUCUUAUUUCGAGUGGUUGAAAAAUAUUAAUCAUGUUUCGUUCGGGAAACUGACCUUCAAAUAUGAAGAGGAUUCGAAUAAGCUAUUGCUCAAGUCGGUUGAGGAGUCGUUGAAGAAAUCACUAGGGAGUGCUUCUAGUAGAGUCGAGAUUGCACCGACUGAGGCAUUUAGGCUGAGAAUGGCAGGGGCUUCCGAGAAGGAUAUAGUCCAGUCUGGACUGCAUUAUUCAAUGGAAAAAGCAGGCAAGUCCAUUAAACAAACCGCAGAGGAACAUAAAUUGGGGUUGGACUUACGAGCGGCCGCUUAUAUGAACUGCGUGUCUAAGAUUUUCUCAACUAUUAAUGUAGCUGGACUUACUUUCUAAAUUUUGUUGUAUGAAUGAAAUUUUAUUUAA